AUGCGUCGCCCACACGUCGCACGGUGUCGCCGGGAGCGCGAGCCACAUCGCACCGCGAGGGUAUCCUGCGUGCUGCUCCUGCUGGCGCUCGUUUCAGCCAGUCCGCAAAAUGCGGCGUCUAUCGCGGCCAACAUGCCACCUGGCGCCGCCACCCUAUUGGAGCAGCAAGCGGAGCGUGAGCGGCCCUCCACUUCCGUUUUACCCAGUGCCCCCCCCGCUCUCCGUGCUAUUCCCUCUCUCCCCGCUAUUCCUGCUCUCCCCGCUAUUUCCGCUCUCCCCGCUAUUCCCGCGCUCCCCGCUAUUCCCGCUCUCCCCGAUAUUCCCGCUCUCCCCGCUAUUCCUGCUCACCCCGCUAUUCCUGCUAUUCCUUCUCGCCCCGCUCACCCCGCUAUUCCCGCUAUUCCUGCUCUCCCGGCUCUCCCUGCGCUCCCCAACCUCCCCUCUGCGCAGGCUGCGCCGCGCAGCGCUGCUGGCGUUCUGGGAGACGACGAGGCACAGCGAGGGGCUGAGGGCGAGCGGGCCGGUGCAGCGCUGCUGGCGUUCUGGGAGGCGAUGGGGCGCAGCGAGGGGCUGAGGGCGAGCGGGUGGGGCAACACGUCUCUGCCAUGUGACCCGCAAAAACCCCCGUGGGGAGGCGUGCACUGCAGCGAGACAGGGCACGUGGACGGCGUCGAGCUGCCAUACAAGGGACCGGAGUCACCUCAGGGGAAGCAGCUGCAGGGGCAGGUGCCGUGGGCCUCCAUGACAGCCCUCUCACGCCUCACAAUGCUCGACCUCAGCUUCAACCAGGCCUCGGGACCUCCUGUCACCCCUGCUGUUUCCGCCUUUUCUGCCCUGCAAGCCCUCCAGUUGAUGUACAACAAGCUUACUGGCCCCGUCCCUGCUGUUCUCGGCUCCCUGCCUGCGCUGCAGAUACUCGAGCUGGGCUACAAUCAACUCUCAGGCCCUCUGCCCUUCACCCUCGGCCUGCUGCCUUCUCUGCAAGCACUCCGCAUCCCAUUCAGCAACAUCACGGGGUCCCUGCCGGCCUCGCUCUCGCGCCUCUCAGCGCUGAGCUCACUGCGACUCACACAGAACCUUCUCGCUGGCCCCCUCCCCGCCAACCUCUCAGCACUCACCGCACUUACCGAACUGAAUCUGGCGAAGAAUCAGUUGAAUGGCUCUCUGCCUGCCUCGUGGGGUGCACUCACCUCACUUGCUGACCUCAAGGUGUCAGUGAAUUCUCUCAGCGGCUCGCUGCCAGCCUCGUGGAGCAAGCUCUCGUCUCUCAGGCAGCUGGCGGCUUCCAGCAACAACAUCACAGGGCCCUUCCCCUCCUUCCUGCUCUCGCUACCGAAUAUUGAGGAGAUCAUUCUGAACAGCAACAGCAUGUACGGCCCAGUACCGCCCAACAUCACCAUCUCUCCCAGCGUCACAUCCGUGGACAUCGGGCUCAACUAUUUCAACGGCUCUGUGCCGCCCUUUCUGGACCAGCCCGGCUUCACCUUCGUGGACAACUGUUUCAAUGAGACGGGCAGCACCAAUCAGAAGCAGCAGAACAGCUCCACCUGCACUAUCUUCUACAACCUGCUCUACCCCCCACCCCCGGGCCCACCAAUCCAGGACGUGGUAACUGUGCCAUCCUCGUCCUUCCCAAUAGCAGCAGUGGUGGUGCCGGUGGUGGUGGUGGUGCUAGUGCUGCUGCUCGCUGUCUUCCUUUGGCGGCGCUGGCACUCUGAAAGGCUUGCACGCAUGCUGCGCAAGGAGAUUGGCAGCAGCUCACGCGUAUUCUCCCUGGCGGAGCUGCGGCGGGCCACCAAGGAGUGGCAGGCGGAGAUCGGGCGGGGCGGGUAUGGCAGCGUGUACAAGGCGGUGCUCAAGGACAAGACGGUGGUGGCCGUGAAGCGGCUGGAUGUGGUGUCGGACCAGGGCGACAGGGAGUUCAUCCGCGAGGUGGAGCUGCUCUCACGCGUGCACCACCGGCACCUGGUGAAUCUCCUGGGCUUCUGUGCGGAGAAGGAGGAGCGCGCGCUCGUGUACGAGUACAUGGGGCUGGGGUCGCUGUUCGACCACCUGCACGGCCCACACGCCAAGGAAACCCCUCUCUCGUGGGAUUCGCGCAUCAAGAUCGCCAUCCACGUGGCUCUCGGCAUCGACUAUCUGCACUACGGCGCCGACCCGCCGCUCAUCCACCGUGACAUCAAGUCAGGCAACAUCCUUCUGUCCGAAGAUGGGUUGGCAAAAGUAGCUGAUUUCGGGCUGUGCAAGGAGGUGCCGGUGGACGUGACGCCAGAGGGCCAGCCGCAGCUGCUGCCGCCCACCACGGCGGUGCGGGGGUCGUUUGGGUACCUGGACCCUGAGUAUGUGAGCACGUCGCUGCUCACCGACAAGAGCGACGUGUACAGCUACGGGGUCGUGCUGCUGGAGUUAUUGUCGGGGAAAUAUGCCAUCCAUGAGAAGCAGCCACUCGCAUACUGGGCGGAGGAGUACCUAAUGGACAGCGAGCGCCUGGUGGAGCUGCUGGACCCGGUGCUGGGCAGCGACUACGACCUGCAUGAGGCGCAGAUUCUGUGUGAUAUCGCCAGGAGCUGCGUGCAGGACCGUUCUGCGGACCGGCCGGCCAUCAGGGACGUGGCGCAGGCGCUGGUGGAGCAUCUGGGGCGCGUGGUGGUGAUGGCCUCCUCCACCGCCUCCUCCGAGUACAGCUAUGGCUACUCCUAUGAUGACUAUGGCUCGCAGCAGCCUUUCUUUUCGGGCAGCCUGCCCGACACCUCGGGCAGCUACACGGGGGGUUCGCCAGGGAAUCCGGUUGCUGGUGGUGGUGCGAAUGGUGGUGCGGGUGGGAAGGCGGGGAAUGGUGGGACGGGGGAUGGGUUCACGUUUCGGAAUUGCCAGUCACAGCCAAUCAUCAUCGCGCGUGCGGGUGGGGGAGUGGAGGGGAGUGGGGAGGACGGGGGAGGGGAGGGGGAUGGGGGAGCGGGGAGUGUGCAGAUGUCAACGGGUGUGCAUGGCAACAGGCCUCCUGUGCCCAUUGGGGCGCAUGAGGGCACGGUGUGA
This is a messenger RNA of Closterium sp. Naga37s-1, 3036 nucleotides long. NCBI's taxonomy places the organism in Eukaryota, Viridiplantae, Streptophyta, Zygnematophyceae, Desmidiales, Closteriaceae. The record is from the annotation of a GenBank genome assembly.